Molecule: messenger RNA, 1406 nt
Organism: Labrus bergylta (ballan wrasse)
Lineage: Eukaryota; Metazoa; Chordata; Actinopteri; Labriformes; Labridae
Gene: prtfdc1b
Product: phosphoribosyl transferase domain containing 1b
Biological process (GO): guanine salvage; purine ribonucleoside salvage; IMP salvage
Cellular component (GO): cytosol
Molecular function (GO): hypoxanthine phosphoribosyltransferase activity; magnesium ion binding
Source: RefSeq, a predicted model, not a curated record
UUCAACCCCGAUGCUCCUCCUCUCUCCGCGCUGUACCCAAUCCUCCUCACAACUCGUUCCACAAUUUUGCUAACAAACAAGAACCUCUUUUUUUUUUGUGGCGGCGGGAAAAAACAACAUGGCAGAUCUUGCAGCCCAGCCCAAGGGAGGAAGCGGCGGGAUUGUGAUCGACGAUGAUUGGCCGGGCUACAGUUUAGACCUGUUCAGCUACCCUGCUCACUACUCCGGAGACCUGGAUUGUGUCGUCAUUCCGCAUGGCGUCAUCAUGGACAGGACAGAACGUCUGGCUCGAAACAUCAUGGAUGACCUCGGGGACCAUGACAUUGUGGUGCUGUGUGUGCUGAAAGGAGGAUACCAGUUCUGCGCAGACCUGGUGGACAGGAUCAGCCUCAGCCGAAACUCCGACCGCACCAUCCCCAUGAGGGUUCACUUCAUCCGCCUGAAGAGCUACCUGAACGACCAGUCAACAGAGGAUCUUCACAUACUCGGAGCAGAGGAUUUGUCUUUUUUAGCUGGAAAGAACGUACUGAUUGUGGAGGCCAUUGUAGGCACCGGAAAGACAAUGAAGGCUCUCCUGAAGCAUGUUGAAGCCUUCAGGCCCAAAAUGAUCAAAGUGGCAGGAUUGUUGGUGAAGCGAGUUCCGUAUAACUCAACAUGCCUCCCUGACUAUGUCGGUUUUGAGAUACCUGAUCGCUUUGUGGUUGGGUAUGCCCUGGACUACAAUGAGUACUUUAGAGACCUAAAUCAUAUCUGUGUGAUCAGUGAAAGUGGAAAGAUGAAAUACAAGAUUUAAAAAGGGGAAGAAAAAAAAACAGAAAAGGGAUUUUAAAGAGACAACUGUGACACAGAUGUCAGCUGAACAUUUUUCCGGAGAUACCGAUCACUGCUACAACGGCUUUCAUGACAUUGGAUCUCAAGCAUCCGUGUUUUAUUAUACAUUCCUUCUAUGAGAUGUUUAUCAAUAGGACAUUUAAGCUAGUAAAUAUGUUGUUUUCAGUAAUGAUGUGUACUGAUUCACAUUAAGAUGUUACAUUGUAGACUACUGCUACUGUUUGCCUUCUUUUUUAGUUCCAACCAAAUGUAUGCCUUACGAAGAAUUUGAUAAUCAUGAACUGUAUGAGUGUAACAUUUUAACUUUGUGUGUGAUGAGAUCACUUACAAAAUGUAUUUUUUCAUGAGGAAAUUAGUGAUUGAAUUUCAAAUGUUUCUACAGCUUUUCAGUGCUCAUCAUGUAGCCCUCCUGCCGCCAUCUUUGAUGCUCAGGGGCAAAGUAGUUUUGUAAACACUAAGUGCACUAACUCACCUACCUCUUUUUGCGUACAGAUUUUAGGUUAAGUGAGAUACCUUUUUUGUUUCUGCAUUCUACUUUUAUAAUUUAACAUAUUAGUAAAGUAUUUUAACACUUC